UUAUUCCUCUCAUACCACGAUUCUGCCCAGCCUUCGAUUACUCAUUUGUUUCUUGAUCGAUUCCAGCUCGACUUACCUGUUUCUGGGUAGAGAGAUAUGGCGGCAAACGGCAACGGAGCGAUGAGUGGUGCGGUGUCGAGGAACAGCGGGCUGAAGAUACAGACGCAGAAGAAGCAUAAUGGGAUCUGUCACGACGACAGCGCACCACCGGUUAAGGUGCAGACCAUUGAUGAGCUCCACUCUCUGCAGAAGAAGAAAUUCUCACCUACUACUCCCAUUAACGGCGCUCAGGGUCCCUUCACCACACUCUCCGACGAGGAACGCCAAAAGCGGCAGCUUCAGUCCAGCAGGGGCUCACCUAACAUUAAAAUGGAUGGGCACACUUUCAUGGUCAACGGAGAGAGAGCUGUGGAUAACUUGAAUUCUCCGGAAGAGGUUUUCCCAUGGAGAAAUUUGAAGGUGGUUCUCCCAACAAGAGCUGUUACUCGAUAUGUGAUAGCCUCAGGCAGGGUCAGUGCCUCCAAUCGGCACUUUGUUGAAGAAAUGCCCAGGAUUCAUGAACCAGGUCGGAAUUCCAUACCGUUUCUCGCUAGGGAUAUGCACGGGCGCCGCAUUUAUCACCUUAAAUACAACAGGAGGAUGGUGGGGCUCCGUCCGAAGCAAACAAUUACUGGCCUAAGACGCUUCUUUCAAGAGCAUGGUUUGCAACCUGGGGAUCUCAUUACUUUGUACAAGGAGGAGGGCAAUGAGGUGAUGUUGAUGGGAAAACUCAUAUCUCCACCCUACGUGAUCCACUUUGAGAGGGUUACUGAAGUUGCAACCGCUGAUGAUCAUGCUCCUUGAGAAGGCUGAAUCACCCUAUUAAAAAGAUCAAGGAGUUUUCUUGUAGUUGCUUUUAUUUGUGUUUGUGGUUGUGUUUUUUCUUAUCUUGCUGUAGUGGUUUUCCAAUAAGAAUAGAGGAAUGCU
Molecule: messenger RNA, 966 nt
Organism: Rubroshorea leprosula
Lineage: Eukaryota; Viridiplantae; Streptophyta; Magnoliopsida; Malvales; Dipterocarpaceae
Source: the annotation of a GenBank genome assembly